AUGAAGCCAUUGAUCGCGAUAUUGGCGUUGUUUCCUAUUGCGUUCGUCAUGGCUGAAGACGCCAGGAACGCGGAGAUCAGGCUAACCGAAACGAUGGACGAACUGAAUAAAAGAGACACCAUCAAGAUCUACGGUGAUAUGAUCACUUUGGAGAAGGUGGAGUUUGCGGAGAAUGGAGAGACUGUUGGAAGAGGUAGCCAGGAUCCUCUAGUCAGCAAGAUCGAAGAGUUCUUGAGGAGCAGAAGAAUUCACGUGCGUCUACCUAGCGAUGGAUCUUCCGCUGACAUGUUCGGAAGAGCUUUGGGCCAGAAAGAUGUGGCGAUUGAGCUUAGAAGCUUAACAACGGGAGCUUCCGAAGCUCGAACCAGGCUGAAGAAGAUCGCGUUGCCGAUUCUACUGGCCCUGAAACUCAAAGCCUUGAUCGUCCUGCCCAUCGUCAUCACUCUGAUCGGUCUGGUAGGCAUCAAGGGACUCGGUGCAGGUCUACUGUCCCUUCUUCUCUCCGGAGCGGUCGCUCUGAAGGCUCUGCUAACACCACCACCUGCUUAUCCUGCCAGGGUCACUUACGGAAUUGUGAAACCCGAGAUUCACCACGAUCACUGGCACAGGUCUCAGGAAGAGGUGAAUCAACCGUACAAAGGCUGGGCACCAGAAUUUGGACCCGAGCAGUAUCCCUACCAAGACAUCCCUUAA
Molecule: messenger RNA, 693 nt
Organism: Heterotrigona itama
Lineage: Eukaryota; Metazoa; Arthropoda; Insecta; Hymenoptera; Apidae
Source: the annotation of a GenBank genome assembly